AUGGGCAAGACUAGAAAGGCAAAGGCACAAAAAGAGCUCAAUCUAGAUAGAGUCAUAAAGAAUUUUGAAGGGUUUGCAUUCUCUGUCUCUCUCUCUCUCAAAGUAGCAAAGAGUCCUGCAGCUGUUGCUUCAAAAAGAUCUGUCUUAACUGUCAGCGCAAGAAAAAUUAAAGAUAAUGCAGCAGACUGGCAUAAUUUAAUGAUGAAAUGGGAGACCCUGAAUAAUAAUGGAUUUACUACUGCAAACAAAAUUGUAAACUUGAAAAUUAGUGCACAAUUUAAAGAGAACAAGCUGGAUAUAGAAUGUGACAAGAUUGCUUCUGACUGUGGAAAACAGUCAGCAGACUAUAAUGAAAAACUUGAGAUAUUCUGUGAAGAAUUGCUUGGGACUUUUGAAAACAUGGCAAAAAUACAUCUGAAAAUGGAAAAAUUGUAUUCAACUACUAAAGGAAUUUGUGACCUAGAAACUUACCACUAUGAAAAUGGAGAUUGCAGAGCACCACUUUUUCACACAUGGCCCACUAUGUACUUCUAUGAGGUUUCAUUCAAGCUCUCUGAAAUGUACAAGGAGGAACUACAACUUAAGCAAACAAUUGUGCAAGAGAUUGCUCAUACUGCUGACCAGGAUCUUAUGAUGGUUUAUUUAUCAUCUUGGUUGUACCAGCCUUACAUUGAGAACAGCAGUAAACUACUGCUAGAAAGCAUGUUGCUGGAAACAGGACAUAGACAAGUGUAACAUUUAAGACUGCUUCUAAUACUCAUUUGCAACAAACUGCAAGAUAAAUUGCUAUUUAUAAAAGUUAUUAAAAUCUGUUUUUUCCUCUC
Messenger RNA from Pelodiscus sinensis (Chinese soft-shelled turtle), 824 nucleotides. The record is from RefSeq and is a predicted model, not a curated record. Lineage: Eukaryota; Metazoa; Chordata; Testudines; Trionychidae.